AUUUGUGUUUACAUCGUUCGAAAUACAUGAGCAGAGCAGCUUGAAGAUCCCACUGUUUUGCUUUUCCCUUGGAUGAGUUUUAGCUCAUAUUUACCAAGUCGAACGGAACUUUUUGUUUUAUAAUCAUACUUCACAGGCAACAUGGCUAAGCAUCAUCCCGAUUUGAUUUUUUGCCGUAAACAGCCAGGCGUUGCUAUUGGCCGGUUAUGUGAAAAGUGCGAUGGCAAGUGCGUGAUUUGCGACUCCUAUGUGCGACCCUGCACGCUGGUUAGAAUCUGCGAUGAGUGCAAUUAUGGAUCAUACCAAGGCCGAUGCGUCAUCUGCGGAGGACCGGGCGUCUCGGACGCUUACUACUGCAAAGAGUGUACUAUUCAGGAGAAAGAUAGAGAUGGAUGCCCAAAAAUUGUAAACUUGGGAAGCUCAAAAACAGAUCUCUUCUACGAGCGCAAGAAAUACGGAUUCAAGAGGAGAUAGACGUUUGGACAUGUUCUGCGAUCAUUGUUUAACAAAUUCCACAUUUCAAAUAAGUAAAAUUGUAUUAAUAUUUCUCAUUUUACUGUUCCAUAAAUAAAAUCUGAGGAAACUGAUGAA
Molecule: messenger RNA, 591 nt
Organism: Cloeon dipterum
Lineage: Eukaryota; Metazoa; Arthropoda; Insecta; Ephemeroptera; Baetidae
Gene: Phf5a
Product: PHD finger protein 5a
Exons: 3
Coding region: 142-474 (110 amino acids)
Biological process (GO): mRNA splicing, via spliceosome
Cellular component (GO): catalytic step 2 spliceosome; U12-type spliceosomal complex; U2 snRNP
Source: RefSeq, a predicted model, not a curated record